Messenger RNA from Dentiscutata erythropus, 240 nucleotides. The record is from the annotation of a GenBank genome assembly. Lineage: Eukaryota; Fungi; Glomeromycota; Glomeromycetes; Diversisporales; Gigasporaceae.
AUGUCAAAAUUUUUGUCACCUUCAAACUUCUUUAACUUUUUUCGUCAACAAACUUCCCUGCAAAUGAUACUCAUACUUCCUUCCACGAAGAUCCAACGACAUGUGGACGUUGCAGCCAGCAAGAAACGGGAUGUACCUAUUAGUUCACCACAAAUGUUUUUUCAAAGUGUGGACGUUGCAGCCAGCAAGAAACAGGAUGUACUUAUUAAUUCACCACGAAUAUUGAAAAAAACAUCGUGA